ACACAAUCCAGUUACUGAUGUUGAGACAGGAGAUUUCUGGCAUGCACGUCUAUGUUCUGGAGUAAUAGCUCAUACCUUCUGGCAAAACUUUGAGCUUAACCGGUAUUUCCUGAGCAGCUAGUGUGUGCCAGGCAGGCUGAUAGAGUUUUCAAGACAAACUUUGGGGAGCUUAACUCUGGGGAGCUCAGAGGGACAAGGCUGUCUGAGAAACAUCUUUCCCAUGGCACAGGGUCAAUUCUGUAAGCCACAGGCAGAGACUGCUGUAGGAUCAGGAAGGUCUUUUGGGGAGGCAACAUGCAAGCUAAACUGAGUAACAACCGGCCCUUCAAGGGAAGGGUAGGAAACACUAUGGCAGAGAAAGGAACGCAAGAUGUUGCAGCAUGGUGCCUGUCAGCCACAUUGGCUAACCAACUGCUGGCUGUGAGGUAGGGCACAGGGGAGGCAGAGUAGAGGAGGUUUGCGUGGCACCAUAUUAAGGAGCUGGGAUUCCGUGUUUCAGGCCAAGCAGUGGGCCUUCCAGCUGAGGAGCUAAGCAGGUGGGAGACAUGGCGUUGGAGCAGAACCAGUCAACAGAUUACUACUACGAGGAGAAUGAGCUGAAUGGCACGCACGACUACAGCCUGUACGAAGCUAUCUGCAUAAAGGAAGAGGUGAGACAGUUUGCAAAAGUUUUCCUCCCUGUCUUCUUCACCAUCACUUUCAUCACUGGACUUGCCGGCAACUCCACCGUAGUGGCCAUCUAUGCCUAUUACAAGAAACAGCGCACCAAAACCGAUGUGUACAUCUUGAACUUGGCCGUGGCUGAUUUACUCCUGCUGUUUACCCUACCUUUCUGGGCAGUCAAUGCGGUUCACGGGUGGGUUCUAGGUAAAGUGAUGUGCAAGGUGACGUCGGCCUUGUACACAGUCAACUUUGUCUCAGGAAUGCAGUUCCUGGCUUGUAUCAGCAUCGACAGAUAUUGGGCAGUAACCAAAGUCCCCGGCCCAGCGGGGGCGGGAAGGCCGUGCUGGCUCAUCUGUCUCUGCGUCUGGCUGGCCGCUACCUUGCUGAGCACCCCCCAGCUGGUGUUUUACACGGUCAACGACAAUGCCCGCUGCAUCCCCAUCUUUCCCCACCAGCUGGGAACCUCGGUGAAAGCAUCGGUCCAGAUGCUGGAGAUCUGCAUCGGGUUCGUGAUACCCUUUCUCAUCAUGGGGGUGUGUUACUUCAUUACGGCAAGAACGCUCAUCAAGACGCCGAACAUUAAGAAAUCCCGACCCCUCAAAGUUGUGCUCGCCGUGGUUCUAGUUUUCAUCAUAACGCAGCUGCCUUACAACGUCGUCAAGUUCUGCCAAGCCGUGGACAUCAUCUACUCCCUGAUCACCGACUGUGACGCCAGCAAGCGCCUGGACGUCGCCAUCCAGGUCACCGAGAGCAUUGCGCUCUUCCACAGCUGCCUCAACCCCAUCCUCUACGUCUUCAUGGGCGCCUCUUUUAAAAACUACAUCAUGAAAGUGGCCAAGAAAUACGGGUCCUGGAGAAGACAGCGACAAAACGCAGAGGAGAUUCCUUUCGAUUCCGAGGGCCCUACAGAGCCGACCAGUACCUUCAGCAUUUAAAUGUUCAGCGGCCCUGCCUCUGCCUGGACACGCACGAGUGGUGCUUCUGCCUCAGUUCACACAUCUGCGGUGUUCUGAGAAUCAGACUCCGUGGUUGCCGCUUAUAACCAGAAAGGGGUUGGGGGAGGGGCCGGACGGGAGCCAAGAAGAGGAAAGGAGGUAAUAGCUGUGCAAAGUGUGAAAAUCAACACUAGCGACACAGGCAAACAGCAGUAAGGGACAGCAAUAAAUAAAAACGCCUGCCAUGAAGAGGAAGAUCCUGUGGUGAUGCAUAGUUCCGUGUCUUGAUGGCAGUAGUGCUUACACAAAUCUACACACGUGAUAACAUGACAGAACUACACACAGACAGACGCUGCAGCAAGUUCAACUUCCUGGUUUUGGUAAUUAACCUAUAAUCAUGUAAGAUGAGAACUACAGGGAGAAACUGGGUGGAGGUUACCUGGGACCACGCUAUACUUUCUUUAGAGGUUGCUAUAAAUUUAUAAUAAUUUCAAAAUAAAGGGAGUUUUUCAAAAUAAAAAAAA
This is a messenger RNA of Oryctolagus cuniculus (rabbit), 2122 nucleotides long. The record is from RefSeq and is a predicted model, not a curated record. NCBI's taxonomy places the organism in Eukaryota, Metazoa, Chordata, Mammalia, Lagomorpha, Leporidae.